This is a messenger RNA of Lepus europaeus (European hare), 852 nucleotides long. RefSeq names its product dendrocyte expressed seven transmembrane protein (gene DCSTAMP). The record is from RefSeq and is a predicted model, not a curated record. Gene Ontology annotation, cellular component: membrane. The transcript has 2 exons. Bases 1 to 852 code for a protein of 283 amino acids. Lineage: Eukaryota; Metazoa; Chordata; Mammalia; Lagomorpha; Leporidae.
AUGGGUGUCUGGACUUCAGGCACUGAGAUCUUUCUAAGUCUUUGGAGGACUUAUGUGUCUCCAAGAAGCCCUGGAUGGAUGGACUUUCUCCGGCACUUGGGAGUUUGCUCUUUCGUGGCUCUCAUUUCCGUGGGCCUCCUCUCCGUGGCCUUCUACUGGCUUCUCCCGUCCGUCUCAGUAUUUGCUCCAUGCUGGAUUCUCACGAGUGUUCUGCUGUGCAGCUCCAAGCACGCACGGUGCUUCAUGCUUCUUGCUUUUCUCUCUUGUGGUCUGCGGGAAGGCAGAAAUGCUCUGAUUGCAGCUGGCACAGGGAUAGUGAUCUUUGGACACGUGCAAAAUAUUUUUCACAACUUUAAAGGUCUCCUAGAUAGUAUGUCUUGCAACUUGAGGGCAAAGAGCUUUUCCAUACAUUUCCCUUUUCUGGAAAAAUAUAUCAAAGCCAUUCAGUGGAUUUAUAGCCAAGCGCCUUCACUAAAUCUAUUUGAUGACCUUGUUUCUUGGAACCAGACACUGGCGGUCUCUCUUUACGACACCAAGCAUGCCCUGGAGGCCCAGCUAAAUGACACCAAAGGGCAAGUGCUGAGCGUCUGGUGCCAGGUGAUGACCAUGACAGAGACGUUGUCCUCCCUGGGUCAGAAGCUUCUUUGCUUCGCAGGGCUCUUGCUGGUCCUGCUUAGCACUGGCCUCUUUAUGAGACGAUUUUUGGGCCCCUGUGGUUGUAAAUUUGAGAACAUCUACAUCACCAGGCAAUUCAUUCGGUUUGAUGAGGAGGAGAGACAUGAACAGAGGCCCUGUGUCCUCCCGCUGAGUAAGAAAGAGAGGAAGAAGUUCAUUUCUGGUUUCCAGUCCUGA